Molecule: messenger RNA, 8946 nt
Organism: Salvelinus fontinalis (brook trout)
Lineage: Eukaryota; Metazoa; Chordata; Actinopteri; Salmoniformes; Salmonidae
Gene: ahctf1
Product: AT hook containing transcription factor 1
Exons: 36
Coding region: 276-8087 (2603 amino acids)
Molecular function (GO): protein binding
Source: RefSeq, a predicted model, not a curated record
CAGUAGCUAGAUCUACAUGGAAAUGGCGCCUGCGUUGAACUCUAGCAAGUAGACAGUUAUCUCGUAGCUAGUGCAACUAAUUCAGUAGACACGGUCCUUCAUACUGAAACAUUUGUGGGUUUUCGACAGUUGUCCAAAAAAAAAAAAACGUGUUCACAAGAAAAUCGGAUUAUUAUGACGGGGCCGAGGAAGAGUCCCAACGGAAAAGACAUCACAUUUUAUUAGCUACUAACGUCGUUGGUAGUAGUACGUUACGACGGUCAACAUCAGUGAACAUGCGUGACCUGGCUGCCCAGGUCACCAGCAGCCUGCUGCGUUUCCCAGGGGUGACUGUAGAUGCUCUGGGGGAGGAUGAGAUCACCCUGGACUCUGUGCUUCAUGGGAAGUUCACUGUCGGUCGUAGCGGGCUAGCUUGGCUUGCCUGUGGGCCCCAGCUGGAGGUGGUCCAUGCGGUGACGGGUGAGCGCCUGUCCGCCUACUGCUUCUGCGGCGAUGGGGAGCACCCCCCCAGCGUGCUGGCGGCCAGGGACUUCUCCUGGCUGAAAAGGACCGGGCUGCUGGUGGGCCUUGAGGAGGCCCAGGGCAGCAUACUCUGUCUCUAUGACCUGGGUAUCUCCCGAGUGGUCAAAGCCGUAGUCAUACCGGGCAGGAUCAGGGCCAUCGAGCCCCUGGUGAGCUAUGGCGGGGCCAGUGCCAGCACACAGCACCUCCACCAGAGCCUGCGCUGGUUCUUUGGCGUGGCAGCGGUGGUCACGGACCUGGGACAUGUCCUCCUAAUGGACCUGUGUCUGGAUGACCUCUCCUGCAGCCAGAGCGAGCUGGAGGCCUCAGAUCUGGAGGUGGUGAGUAAGUCCCUAGCUGAGAUCCCCCGGCUACGUGAGCAGGAGACGCGUCAGGGGAGACAUCUCUGCCUGCAGCUGAGCAGCCCCACGGGCACAGGGGCCACAGCUCUGCAGUACAUCCCUCGCACCAACCAGCUGGCCGUGGGCUUCUCCGACGGAUACCUGCAACUCUGGAACAUGAAGACACUCAAGAAGGAGUAUCACUCCCAGCUGGAGGGCGGCAGGGUGCCAGUGUACGCCUUCACAUUCCAGGAGCCAGAGAACGACCCCCGCAACUGCUGUUACCUGUGGGCCGUCCAGUCUGCCCAGGACCAUGAGGGAGACGUGGUCAGUCUGCACCUGCUCCAGCUGGCCUUCAGUGAGAGGAAGUGUUUGGCCUCAGGAAAGAUCCUCUAUGAGGGUCUGGAGUACUGUGAGGAACGGUACAGUCAGGAGCUGAGCAGCACAGCCUUCCCCCUGAGGGCUCAGGCCACCAACACCCGCCUGCUCAGCUGCCAGACCAUCGAGAAGUUCCGACACCAUCCUGACAGAGACGACAGCAUGAACGAAGUUGCGUCUCCAGACACCAGCGUGUCCAUUUUCAGCUGGCAGGUGAAGGCCUACGGACAGGGCAACCCCUCCACUUACAUCGGCGUCUUUGACAUCAACAGAUGGUACCAUGCACAGAUGCCUGACUCUCUGAGAACGGGGGAGUCUUUGCGCAGCUGUCCCUACCUGGCCGUGUGGUCUCUGGAUUCGGUGGUGGAGAUGACGUCACCCUGCCCCCUGUUGGACGUCCUGGUGCACGAGCGCAGCCUGAGCCGCGGCCUGCCCUACACCUGCCCCCCGCCAGAACAGUUCUUCAAACCCACCACAUACAACUUUGAUGCAACCUGUUUGCUCAACACUGGUAUUGUGCACUUAACUUGCUCUGGGUAUCAGAAAGAGACUCUGAGCUACUUGAAGAAGGCUGCUCCCUGCUCCAGUGAUGUCAUCUCAAACGGCUACUCCCGCUGCCUGAUGUCCGGCCUGCUCUCCUCUCGCCUGGCCGACGUGCAGCCCUCCAGCCUCUCUCAGGAAGAGCAGUUGGACGCCAUCUUGUCUACAGCCAUAGAGACCAGCUCCUUGGGCCUGAUCACCAGCUGUAUCAAGCAGUGGACCGCUGAGGAGCAACCAGGCUCUGCGGUGAACCUGCGCUACAUUCUGGAGUGGGCCUGGGACAAGGUGGUUCACACCAAGGAGCAGCUGGAUGGCAUAUGUGCUCCCCUGUUUGACAGCUCGUCUAACUUCACGGACUCCCCGACCCUUCAGCUGCUGCAGCACAGUCAGAGGCUACUGGGGAACCUGAGCACCAUCUUCCACUGUCUGCUCAGAGAGGCACAGGAACUCACUCAGCGAGGUCUGCUGGGUCUCAUCAAUAAGAAUCUGGUGUCCAGCCUUAUCUCCCAGUACGCCCAGGUGGUCCUCUGGUUCUGUCGGACUGGACUCCUGCCCGAGGUCUCCGCAGAUGACGACGCUGUGCAGAUCCCCCGGCCCUUCUACAGCUACUCUGUGAACCAGAACUACUACACCAUCCGCAGAGAGGAGCUGCAGCAGCUCUCCAAUGGGAAGUGGUGUGCAGACUGCCUGAUGAUUGACGGCUUAGUCGCCCAAUGCGGUGACCGCUUGGUUGACCUGUGGAAACGAGACGAGGGCGGGACGGGACAGUAUCCGCCCCCUACGCUACACGGCCUGCUGGAUAUUUACCUCCUGGAGAACAUAGAUGAAUCUGCUAAGCACGCCAUCGUGAUCUACCUGUUGUUGGAUGUGAUGUAUUCCUUCCCCAACAAGAGCGGUGGGUCUGUGGAGUCCUUCCCCACUGCCUUCGCCAUCCCCAUCGGUCUGGUCAAACUGGUGCAGGGAUUCUGGCUGCUGGACCACCACGACCACCAGAACUCCCUGGAGAUGCUGCUGCAUCCCACCACCACCCCGUCCCUGUGGGGCUGGCAGCACGAUCGCAUCCUGCAAGCUCUCAUGUGCCAGGGGAAACACGGGAUCGCCCUGCGCUACCUCCACGUUAUGAAGCCCCCCCUCUCUUCCACCGCUCAGGCCCAGCUCUGCCUGGCUGUGCUGCUACACAACAGGUGUCUGGUGGAGGCCUGGGCCAUGCUGAGGCAGCACUCCAACAGGCUGAACACGGAGGAGUUGUUAAGGUUCCUCUACCAGACCUGUCAGGAGCUUGGCCUCAUGAAGGAGCUGCUCAAACUGCCCCUGGGUCUGGCUGAACAGGAGUGCUUGGAGAGGUUCCUGCAGGGUACAGGGGGUCUCCAGAACAGAGAGCUACUGAUGAUGCACUACCUGCAGCAGGCUAACUACGUCCCCGCCCUGCAGCUCAACCACACCCUCAAGAUGAAUAUGGUGAACGAGAGGGAUCCCAAGCUGAAGGAGAGAACUAAAACCAGGAACUCAAUCCUGGACCAGUACGGGAAAGUUCUUCCUCGGGUCCAGAGGAAGCUAGCGACGGAAAGAGCUAAGCCAUACCACCACCCCUCCACCAUCCUCAGAGAGGUGUCGCGACCACAGCCGCUGUCGACCAUCGCCAAGCGGUCGGCCAAUGAGAACGUGCUGACCAGAGCGGCGUUCAUCAACAGCGUCCUGUCGAAGAUCGAGGAGGUGUGGGUGGGGAAGAACCCCACGCCCCAGUCCUCCCCACUCAAGAGCCCCAGGGCAGCCGAGGUACUCUUCCCCUCCCGGGAUCUGCCCGAGGCCUUCGUGGGCACGCCUAUCACCAUGGCCUCCAAGAGGAAGUCCAGGGUGCUGGACCUAGUGGUUCACCCCUCUCAAACCACCCCUCCAGAGGGGGCACGACCCCUGCUGACACCCCCCAGGGCAGCCAGCUCCUGGAACCCCCCCAAAAGCAUCAACAAGGCUCCCGAGCUCAGCCUGCUGCAGACCCCACAGGUGGUCAAGCGAGCGCGAGCCCUGGCAACGUCCGGUCCCUUGUUCUCGGCCUUCACCCCUCAGUCCAUCCUGAGGAGCAGCCUGCGCCCCACCCCCGUGGCCACCCCCUCUGCCUCUCCCGGGCGCUCUGUCACCCCCCCACUGCGUCCCAAGGAGAGCCGCAUCACCUUCAUCGAGGAGACUGCCUCGCCCGAGUCAGAGAAAGGCACCCUCCACUGGAGCAACGGGAUCGCAACCGAGAAUGAGAUUAGCCUGCUGACCAGAGGCUCUCCACUAUCGAAGGCUGGACCUGAGACCUGGACCUCACACUCUGCUGACUAUGAUGAGGAAGAGCAGGAAGAGGUGGAGGAGGUGAAGGUGACACAUGUGAAGUUCCUGCCACCACCGGUCCGCGAGCUCUCACCAGAGAGGGGAGAGUCUGAGAGUGGCUCCUCUGUCCAAGAGGUCGCCGUGGGAACUGCAUUGCCUAGCACGUUGCCAGGACGACUCAGCCUAGGCUUGGAGACGAGCCAGGCCUCUGUCCUUUCAACGGACACCACCCUGGAGUUCCAUGAUGCACCUCUGCCUGAAGACCUGGAUAUGGAGGCGCUUCAACAGCCAGCCAAUGAGGUCACAGAUGAGGAAGAUGAUGAAGUGGUGGUUAACCUCAAAACUCAAGCAGUACUGGAAGCCCCACUCUCAGAGGAGGAAGUGCAGCCUGCAGCAGCCAAUGAGCUGACUCUCCUCCUGUCACUGGAGGAAGGGCAGAACAAGGACCCAGAAGUAAAGGAAGAGGCGGUCAACAGCGAAGUGGAGCUGGACCAGGAAGUAGGGGAGAUGGAGGUCAGCCCUGAACAAGAAGAGCCUAAGGCUGAAAAGGAAGUUUUAGUCCAACCAGGGGUCACACAGGCAGUAGAACCAACUCCUGACACGAAGGUGGUUGAGAAAUCUAAACUUAACAAGGAAGUUAUUGAUAUGCCCAACCAUGAGCUUGAGGUGGAGACUGCCAAAGAGGAUGAGUCUCAACCCACUGAACAAAUGAAACCUGUGGAUGCCACGGAACACACUGAUCUGGAUGAGUUUGUGGAGCGCCACCUGUUUGGCAACGAUCUGUCUCCUCCCCUGACCCGCUCGGGCAUCCACAAGGCUUCUGACAACUGGACAUCCUUCAACAGUGAGCCGGUGUGUGACGUGGUAAAGGAGGAGUCUACUCCUACAGCCGUCCCCCUGGCCCUCACCACCCAGAAGUCUCUGGCGUCCGUAGCCACCUCAGACCCCACGGGCACCGACUCCCAAUCUGUGGUGAGCCUGAACGACAGUGAGGAACUCUCUAGUUCUGUGUUGGAGGAUGAUGAUGAAGUUGAGUCAGAUGGUCCUGCUGAGCAGGACUCGGGCAGUGAGGUGGAGGUCAUAGAGGAGGUGCAGGGGAACGGGAGGCAGCGAGCCCCCUUGCCGCCCCCCUCUCUCUUCCUGGACCAGCUCCCACCCCUGCAGCCACACCCCCAGUUCCUGCCUGCCCUAUCGGAGCACGAUGCAGCUGUGCUCUCAUUGGUCACCACAGAGGCAGACCUAAAGAUGGUGGAGGAUGACAUAGAGGGGGAGGUGGUGAUGGUGAGGCUGGGGGUAGGAGGAGACGAGGCAGAGGGGGUUUGCUACACAGAGCUGAAGCCCUCCACCACCCUGCUGGUUCCUCUGGAGCUGGUGGUGGGGCAGGCCCUGGCCGACGGCGCCCACCUGGGGCUCAUUGAGGUGGAAGGCAGCCAACCAGAGGUACCCACCUCUGGAGCCCACAGCAGUUUCUCUCUGAUUCUGGAGGCUGAGGAUGGGGAUGACGACGCAGACACUGUACCACUAGAACCCAGUAAGCAUCUGACCACAGAGGAGGCAGGUGGCACGUCUGAGACACCUGUGACCGACCCGGAGGUUAUCUGCCUGGGCACGGACAACCAGGACACCCCCCUGGCUGCAGCUGAGCCCCUGCCGGAGCAGAAGGCUGAGAUGAACACCAUGGAGGGGAUGGACACCUUGGAUGGGAUCAUGGAUAGCUGGACAGAGGCAGAGACUGGUAGAACAGAGGCCAUGUCGAAGGAGAAUGUUCCUCUAGUCACGGACGUCCUGCCUGAAUCCUUUGAGGCUAAACCAGCCAGAUUAGCUGAAGAUGUUGACACAGACCAUGUAGAAGAGCCAGAUGAGAUCCCUGCUGACUCUGAACCAACCAAAGCAGAAGAGGCGCCACCAGUCCUGGAUGAGAACGAGCAGCCGAACGGAGCGUUGGAGGAAACGGAAGAGAUGACCAUGGAAGAGGAGACUCUCUCGUGUGCUCGUCGAAAGGAGGAGAUGAAGGCAGACGUUGUUGAGCUAGAGGAAGAGCGAGAGGAGCCCGUCUCUGUCCCUGCAGACCAGCCUCUGUCUCAGGUAGAAAGCAAUGGAUCCAUCCAGUCAGACAACCAUGAACCUGUCCAGGGAGAAGCCAUAAGUGAGUUGGCAGCCAUACUUGAAGAAGAAGCAGUUCAAACCGGAAAGCCCUUUAUAGCCAGUGUGGAGGAGAGGAAUCUGGACAAGACCACCAACAGCCAGUCUAAGUCUGUGGAGGAAAUCUCAGUGGGGGUCAGGAAAGCCCCGUCCACUCCGACGCGCAGGACAACCAACCAGAGGAAGAUGGUGAAGUUUACCUCAGUGGAGGCGGAGAGGCCUGGGUCAGAGGACGAGAGGCCGGCAGGACAGACUGAGAUGGAGACAGAUGCUCAGGUCCCAAUCACACCCAGACGGAUCACCAGGAGCUGCCGGCACAGCCAGGACGUUGGAGUUCCCGUCACACCUCGCCGAAGCGCCCGGAAAACUGAAUCCCAGCCAGAACCGGAACCUUGGAGAGAGCAGGAGGAGAGGAAAAGGGAGGAAGAGGUCCCGGUGGCAACUGUGGUCCACUCCAAGGCCACCCCGACCAAACGGCGCACUCCACAGAAGGCCACUCCGAGGACGGGAAUCCGCCAGACCAGGAACACCCAGGUGGGGUGCAACAGAGGGCCAACAGCCAUGGAUGAAACAACCAACCAGGUGUCAGUUCCGUCUGUUACACGCAGCGCUAAGAAGAGCACAACUGGAACCAAGACCCCAGCUGCCCAGACUCAGCCGUUGGUCCCCAAGACUCAGCCGUUGGUCCCCAAGACUCAGCCGUUGGUCCCCAAGACUCAGCCGUUGGUCCCCAAGACUCAGCCGUUGGUCCCCAAGACUCAGCCGUUGGUCCCCCAGACUCAGCCGUUGGUCCCCCAGACUCAGCCGUUGGUCCCCCAGACUCAGCCGUUGGUCCCCCAGACUCAGCCGUUGGUCCCCCAGACUCAGCCGUUGGUCCCCCAGACUCAGCCGUUGGUCCCCCAGACUCAGCCGGUGGUCCCCCAGACUCAGCCGGUGGUCCCCCAGACUCAGCCGGUGGUCCCUGAGGAGGAAGAGAAGGGGAACGAUGAAGGGGCCAAACAGCCCAGCAGUCCGGGCAGGGUGACCCGCAAGUCAACACGUGCGGGCGUGAACCUCGCCCUUUUCACAGAGGAAGUGGUUGCCCUGACCCCUCCCCGCAGCCGGAGGAAGACGAGGGGCGAAGGCACCGCUGAGAAGACACCCUCCGCACUCGCCCUGGAUGACCCGCCCCUCAGUGUCUACCGUCGACCAACCAGGAGCCGCCUGUGGAGCCACCAGGAGGAGGACCUUCCCCUGUUGGAGACGCCGCUGGAGGUGGGCUCCGGAACGCCGGUGGCCGACGCCCUCAUCCAGAGACUCCGUGACGAGGAGGUCAAGAGGGAAGUGGUUGAGGCCCCGGUCAUCACAGCGAUGGUGAGAGUCAAGAGGAGAGUCACCACGUCGUUGGGUCAGCGGCCGUCCUCUCCACUCCCGAUGGGAAACAUGAUGGUGCCCGAGGCCGACCAGGGAAGCCCCGUCAGGGACUCGUUCAUCUACUCACCACCUCGGAGGAGAACCAGAGGUAGGAGAGUAGAGUCUCCCGGUCAGAAUGACGUGUCUGCGCCUCCUGUUACUCGUACCAGGCGACCGGCGGACACCACUGCAUCACAGCCUGAUAACGAGGAAAAUAACUCAUCAGAAGACGAUGUGGAGAAAGAGACGGCUGCUGCUAAAACCAAAGCACCCAAAAGGCGAACUAAACCCAAUGCAGCGCCCCCUCCCCCAGCCAAGGUGGAUUUGAUCUCUCCUAUGCCCAGCCCGGCCGAGCCUGCCCCGCGCGCCACGAGGAGGCUGGUGGAGGAGAACGACGCCCCCGCCUCCCGGAUGAACCUCCGACGCAAACGAGUGCUGGAGGCAAUCUUCCCCAAACCAGUCACCCGCAGGAAGAAACUAUGAUCGGAUGCCAUUCUAGCCCUGAACAAACUACAGCAUCAACUUGGAAUCUUACAGACUGUGAGAACUCAUGGGGUGGAUCUCCUCGUCUCCUUUCCUUCAACUGCCCUGAAAAAUAGGUCAGGGGAAAGUAGUAUGGUGCCUGCUAGGUAUUUGCUUUUCAAUACGCUAUAACGCAGAUGAAGAAAAGCAGACAGAGGAAUCCAUUCUAGAGAUGCAUCUGUGGACUGGACUCCUAACUUUACUCUGAGGAAACUAUUUUAUUCAUAUUUUCUUUCAACGGUUACAGCCUGUUUUUUGUAUUUAAGACAGACAACCAGUGGAGAACAUUUUUAAAAAUGAAUUAAGCAAAUUUAAUUGGAUAUUGAUAUAAUAAUUUUAUAUAAAUUAUUGUUAUGUUUACAGGGCGGAAGACUGAGGGACUUGAACACCAAAAAAGUGUUUUUUAUUUCUGGAGAAUUCGUAAAUUUCUAUAAAUUGAUGCGUAUGUAAAUAGUCUCUUUUGCCAUGUUAUGAAUAAAGUUGAAUACUUGUGAAUGAUCUGUUUUUAAUUUUAGUGUUUUGAAAAUGUUUGGCUCAUAAUCACGAUGCCAAUGUCAGCCUUAAGACAAUUAUUUAACAGUUAAUUGCUGUUUUUCGAGUGAUUUUAAUUUGCACUGAUUUGGAUAAUUUGGGCUUAUUUUCCUGUACUGUAUCACUAACAUGUAUAUAACCUACACAGUGAAUCCACUGGGGCUGAUGAGGCUUGUUGGCUUGUUUUAAGGUCAUUUAUUUGACCAGCAUAACAUGCCGAUGAAUGUAGAAUGUCUUAUUUUCCAUGACUGCUCUUUGACAAUACGGUAAAGCUGAAGUAUUUCAUUGA